AUGAUCGUCAAAAUUUUCAGCCCAAGUGAAAAAUCUGAAGAUUGGAUUCUGAUGGAACUACAAGGUGAGUUGGUUUCCCGAUCCGGCGAGACAUUAUCGGGAAAGCUGAUAGGCGAUCUUCAUUUCUCCAAACAGGCAAGUGUGUUUGCUUUGCAGUUACAAUUGAUCAUCCAGGGUGAGCCGGUUUUCAUUGUCGGCCAUCACGUUCUGUUUGGGAAAUUAAUCGCCAUGGAAAAACCGUUUGUUGUGACCAAAAAAUCGCAAAACAAUGGCCAUACAGAAUAUCACGUUGUUGGUGUUGUUCGCAAAAAGCUAAUUUUCAAGACACGUCCUCGACCAAUCAUUUUGUCCGGACCCAAACCAGCAUGA
Molecule: messenger RNA, 369 nt
Organism: Echinostoma caproni
Lineage: Eukaryota; Metazoa; Platyhelminthes; Trematoda; Plagiorchiida; Echinostomatidae
Source: the annotation of a GenBank genome assembly